AUGGAAACCAAUACACUACAAUCUCGCUUAAUAUGGAACUCUAUUGGGACGCUAGACUUGAUUCCACCAGACCCGCCACUGAACGUUCUCGUGAUAGCAUCUGCCUUCCUUUCUAUGGUAUUUGGAACUAUCACCGACUUUCCCUGGAUUUCUUCCUUUAUAAAGAAUUGGAAUAGAGGACUCGUUAAGAUUGGGCUAGUGAAAACGGGCAGAGCAAGACAGUGCCUCAAUUUAUUGUCACCCCUAAACGGCGACACGCUACGACUCUUCCAUCUGAAGGGAUCAUCUCAACCAAUGUCAGGAUCGAACCCUAAACCCUGGGUUAGCCAACAUGAUAUGUCUAAUUCAAAUAUCAUGUUAACAAAUUCUGGUAGACCAUCGCUUCGCCAAGAAACAAUGUCUUCUUGGCUGAUCUGA
Messenger RNA from Lottia gigantea (owl limpet), 417 nucleotides. RefSeq lists its product as hypothetical. The record is from RefSeq and is a predicted model, not a curated record. The transcript is spliced from 2 exons. Lineage: Eukaryota; Metazoa; Mollusca; Gastropoda; Lottiidae. Bases 1 to 417 code for a protein of 138 amino acids.